CGUCUUCCUUCCACUAGUAAAACUCUCUCUUUCUCUCUCAACGCACACACUCAGAGACACGCAGCCAUAGGUCUCUGCUGGUUCCAUUCCUGACCAAGAGAGAAGAGAACAAUGAGCCAAGUGCCAGGUGGCUUCUGGUGGUUAAAAAAUAUCACUAAAUAAAGAUGGGAGCCUGUUGCUCUGCAUCUAAGGGCACUGAACUUAAUAGCUCACGGACCUUUCAUGUACCCAGUGGUAUUUGCUCAUGUCUUGCUCAGGAGGUGGCAUUUUAUCCAGCAUCAGAAGAAAGUGUGCCCUUAUCAACUCACCAUGCGGCUGUCUCCACUCAACCUUCCGGGCUCUUGGUAGACCCAAAUUUAAAUACCACGGUCCCUGAUACAUAUCUUCCUCCACCAGCGAACAACACUCAUUCUGUUGGGGAUGUUAACUCAGGCAGCAACUUGGAGACCAACGUGAAGGACAUUGAAUGUGACGAAAAGGGCAGUGCAAAUAUCGAGCUGGGGGCAUUAGAGGAUGAAAAUUCUGAGGAUCUUAAAAAGUCGAUUGAACCUAUGUUCCCACCCCUGCACGAGGAGGAGGAUGUCUGUCCAACUUGUCUUGAAGAGUACGAUGUGGAGAACCCAAAAAUCAUCACGAAAUGCAAACAUCAUUUUCAUCUGGCCUGUAUUCUAGGAUGGAUGGAGAGAAGUGACACCUGCCCUGUGUGUGAUCAGGAAAUGAUUUUCAGUCCGGCUGAA
This is a messenger RNA of Striga asiatica, 737 nucleotides long. The record is from the annotation of a GenBank genome assembly. Lineage: Eukaryota; Viridiplantae; Streptophyta; Magnoliopsida; Lamiales; Orobanchaceae.